AUGUCGACUACCGUGGACGACACCCAAUCUUUGGCCGAAAGCCUGCCGGAUGCUGCGACCAGGCAGUCCUACCGGUCGUUCAAGAAGAAGUUUGCCAAGCUGAAGGUCCAAUUCGAGCUUCAGAUGCGAGAGAGCGAGUCGCUCGUUCGCGAAGGAUUGCGCAUCGAGGAUAUCUCGAAGAGAAUCCAGGAACAGAACGAUCAGCUCUUGGAAGUCCUUCUCGAGUUCAACGGCAGCCUCCAUGUAUCUCCCAGUCUACGCUAUGACCUGAGCGCGCCGGAAGACGGUUCAUUCCACUCGCCCCCCGAAAGAGAUAUUCCAAACUCGUACAAUGACCCGGACGUCGCAAGUUCAAUACUCAAGGACGCCAAGGCCCGAGUGGCUGCUGGCAGAAUGUCAGGCGAUGCUUACCGCGAUGUCGAGCAUGAGGUCAAGCGCAGCAAGGCUUUCGCGCCGCAAAUGUCCUACAGCUCUCUGGCGGACUUUCCCCAUUCUGCGCCUUUACAGCUGGAGAACCCGGACGAUUACAAUCCUUCCCAGGAACUUGGCUUCCUUACCGCAGAGCACGAGGCUGAGCACUACCUCGCCCUGGAUGCAAAGUUGGGCGACAUCGAGGCCAUUGAGCAACUUGUCUGCAUUCCCAAGAAGCCAUCGCUAGCCGACCGCGAGAGAGAAGCUGCGCUACGAAGCCACGUCUCGGUGCAUAACUGGCUACGUCAGAAUCAACCCCAAAUCUUCUUGCAGGAUAAUGAAAAUGCCUCGGAGAAAUCAGGCAUGCGACCCUCGAACCUGCGCACGUCCAAGAGGGCCCCCGCACAGUCCCGCAAAGAUGAGGACCUGUACGAAGAGGACAGUAUCUUGGCGGACACUGCAUCCACUUCCGGCGGUACGAAGGGCAAACGCAAGCGCGACGAAGAUGCCGGUUAUCGACCCAAGGGGGGUAGCAGUCGUUCCAGCCGGAAGAAGAAAGACGAAGAAACCGCAACCCCCAAGCGCCCUUCGAAGAGAUCCUCCGGCAUGGUUCACAUGGCCAUCACGAUUCUCCCUCCGGUGGUGGAGGAUGUCGACAUUCCGUACCCCGACUCCGACGAUGAUUUGAUGUCCGUGGAUUCGGACGGAGGAGUCGAUCUGGCAGCUGGAGACUCCUCGAGGCCGACGAAGCGGCCUCGCUUGGUGGCAGGAACAAAUAUCGGCGCGGGCGUUCUCACCCCCGGAGAAGUGGUGACGGAUGAUCCGCAAUGGAUGAGAGGCCAUGGCACGUACACCAACCCCCUCUCGACCUCCAUCAUCGCCACCGUCGCCGGUACGGUCCAAAAGACCAACAAGUUGCUCUCCGUCCAGCCCCUGCGGGCCCGCUACACCCCCGAGAUCGGUGACCUGGUCGUCGGACGCAUUGUCGAAGUGCAGUCCCGACGGUGGAAAGUCGAUGUCGCCGCCCCCCUUCUCGCCCAGCUUCCCCUUUCCGCCAUCAACCUUCCCGGUGGUAUCCUGCGUCGACGCACCAGUGCCGAUGAACUACAGAUCCGAACCUUCUUCAGCGAGGGCGACCUGGUUGUCGCCGAAGUCCAGACCGUACAUUCCGAUGGAGGCGCCUCGCUACAUACCCGGUCGUUGAAGUACGGAAAGUUGCGGAACGGUAUUUUCCUGGCCGUGACCGGCACAGGGGGCAGCGGAGCGUCCAGCUCGUCGGUCAAGGGCGCCGUUGGGGCGGGGUCUACGGCGGCGGGCGCGGCGGGCGUUGGAGGAGUGGCGCGGUCGCGGCGACAGAUCUGGACGGUCACCACCGCGAACGGAGGCGGCGAGGUGGACGUGGUCCUCGGGGUGAACGGCUACAUUUGGAUCUCCAAGCACACGGACGGCACGGGGGCGGCAUCGUCGACGACGGAGAAUGUGUCCAUCACGCGCAUGGAGGAGAUGGUGUCGAGCUCCGUCUACUCGAGUCAAAACGACGAAAUCCCCCCGCAGACCCGCCGCGAGAUUGCCCGGUUGGCCCAGUGCAUCCGGGUGCUGGUCAACGGCGGGGUGCGGGUGGACGAGGAGACGGUGAUGGGGGCCUACGAAGCCAGCUUACAGGUGGAUCUGGAAGUUGGGGAUGAGGAUGACGAGGAGGAAGGGGGUCGGGAGGGCAGGGAAUAUCUGGAGGGCAGCAAAGGGCGCCGGAUAUUGGACUUGGUUCUGCAGCAGAAGUAG
Messenger RNA from Aspergillus heteromorphus CBS 117.55, 2190 nucleotides. RefSeq lists its product as uncharacterized. Gene Ontology annotation, cellular component: Ino80 complex; cytoplasmic exosome (RNase complex); nuclear exosome (RNase complex). The transcript has 6 exons. Bases 1 to 2190 code for a protein of 729 amino acids. Gene Ontology annotation, molecular function: RNA binding. The record is from RefSeq and is a predicted model, not a curated record. Gene Ontology annotation, biological process: U4 snRNA 3'-end processing; exonucleolytic trimming to generate mature 3'-end of 5.8S rRNA from tricistronic rRNA transcript (SSU-rRNA, 5.8S rRNA, LSU-rRNA); poly(A)-dependent snoRNA 3'-end processing. Lineage: Eukaryota; Fungi; Ascomycota; Eurotiomycetes; Eurotiales; Aspergillaceae.